Molecule: messenger RNA, 2024 nt
Organism: Zootermopsis nevadensis
Lineage: Eukaryota; Metazoa; Arthropoda; Insecta; Blattodea; Termopsidae
Gene: nop5
Product: nop5 ribonucleoprotein
Cellular component (GO): small-subunit processome; box C/D methylation guide snoRNP complex
Molecular function (GO): snoRNA binding
Source: RefSeq, a predicted model, not a curated record
GUGGACACAAUCACAUGGCAUUCUGUUGUACUCAAUGGAAAAUUCUACCGGCGAUGAAGGAGAGCGCGUGUGUGUUGAAAGUUGCUGAUUGUAAUUAACUGUAUUGUUGGUAUAAUUUUUCACCAUGUUGGUGUUGUUUGAAACUCCUGCUGGUUAUGCAAUUUUUAAGUUACUUGACCAGAAGAAACUAACGAAAACAGAGAACCUCUACCAUGAUUUUGAAACGCCAGAAGCGGCCAGUAGAGUUGUCAAAUUGAAGCAUUUUGAGAAGUUCACAGACACAACAGAAGCCUUAGCUGCUACAACAGCAGCUGUUGAAGGAAAGAUGUCAAAGUCACUGAAAAAGAUGCUGAAGAAUGUAGUGGCAAAGGACCUGCAGGAGCAGUUACUAGUGGCUGAUGCAAAGCUUGGAAAUGCCAUAAAAGACAAGUUGAAUCUGUCCUGUCUGUCUAAUACUUCAGUACAGGAACUGAUGCGUUGUAUUCGGUCACAGAUGGACAGCUUGCUGGCUGGCUUUCCAAAGAAGGAGAUGACAGCUAUGGCCUUGGGGUUGGCCCACAGCCUUUCCAGGUACAAACUGAAAUUCAGUCCUGACAAGAUAGAUACAAUGAUCGUGCAGGCUAUUUGUCUUCUGGAUGAUUUAGACAAGGAGUUAAAUAACUACAUCAUGAGGUGUCGAGAAUGGUACGGAUGGCACUUUCCAGAACUUGGAAAAAUCAUUACAGAUAACAUAGCUUUUGUCAAGACUGUCAGACUUAUUGGUACACGGGAAUGCACGAGUUCUACUGACCUCUCGGAUAUUCUGCCUGAAGAAGUAGAGGCAAAAGUGAAAGAUGCAGCGGAGAUAUCAAUGGGAACAGAAAUAUCUGAGGAUGAUAUCAUGAAUAUCCAGCAUUUGUGUGAUCAGGUGAUUGAGAUCUCAUCAUAUCGUUCACAAUUGUAUGACUACUUACGCAGCAGAAUGAUGGCCAUGGCACCCAACCUUACAGUUUUAGUAGGAGAAUUAGUUGGGGCACGGUUAAUUUCUCAUGCUGGUUCCUUGAUCAACUUGGCUAAGCAUCCAGCUUCUACUGUACAGAUCCUGGGAGCAGAGAAAGCUUUGUUCCGUGCUUUGAAGACUAAGAAAGACACGCCAAAGUAUGGCUUGAUAUUUCAUACCACUCUUGUAGGACAGACCAGCACAGUGAAUAAGGGCAAGAUUUCGAGGAUGUUGGCUGCUAAAGCAGCACUGGCUACUCGUGUGGAUGCUCUAGGAGAAGAUUGUUCAUUGGAUUUAGGUGCUGAACACAAAGUGAAAGUAGAAGCACGCAUUCGAUUUCUAGAAGAAGGCAAUUUACGUCGGAUUAGUGGUACAGGCAAAGCAAAGGCUAAAUUGGAGAAGUAUCAUAGCAAGAGUGAGGUGCGACAGUACCCAGUUGCUGCUGACUCAACACUACCUACAAGGAAGAGGAAAUUUGAUGAAAUGAAAGAAUCUCCACGAAAGGCACUCAUUGAGGAAAUUACUGAUGAAAAUGAUGUACAACCAAAAAAGAAGAAAAAGAUUAAACAUGAACCAGUAGGUGAUAUAGAAACUACAGGACAUGGGGAAGAACGCAUCAAAAAGAAAAAGAAGAUCAAAAGUGAACCUGCAGUCUCUGAAGGCAUAACUUAUGGUGAUGGUGUAGAGGCACAGGAAGAAGAGGAACAGACAUGGGUGACAGAGUCUGGAAAAAAGAAGAAGAGGAAGAAAAAGUUUAAGGAGGCCACUGAAUCUGGAGUUGGACCUGAUGAUUCUUUCGGUGGUUCUUUUGUAGAGGCAGAAACAAACAGUGAAAAAAAGAAAAAGAAGAAGAAAAAGAAGUCAUUGGAUAACCAAGAAGAGGAUUAGCUUGUGUUGUAAAGGUCUUUAAAUAAAAACUGGUACAAAUGUAAUAUACAACACAUUAUUAUCAUCCUUUAAUUUCCUCAACUAGAACUACAUUUUUGAAGUAAUGUAUUUGUUGUUGAUCUGCUUAUAAAUUUUAUUAUGAAGUACUAUAUACAUU